This is a messenger RNA of Ictalurus punctatus (channel catfish), 3165 nucleotides long. RefSeq names its product R-spondin 2 (gene rspo2). The record is from RefSeq and is a predicted model, not a curated record. The coding region runs from base 1244 to 1981 and encodes 245 amino acids. Lineage: Eukaryota; Metazoa; Chordata; Actinopteri; Siluriformes; Ictaluridae. The transcript is spliced from 5 exons.
UCUCCACGUGACAGCAGCGCUGAGCUUAUAUAGUAAAAGCGGCCCAAGCAUCAGCACCACUAAGCUUCAGCUCCUCAUCAGCGCAGCUCCGGAGCCUGUAGGUGCUGACCAGACGGAGAAAGCCACACAGCGACCUCACACACGCCUUCACCAUCACUAAUUAGCUUCAGGUGUUCGACAUAACUGUGUUUUCUUUUCUCUCUCUCUUUUUUUUUUUUUCGCGGAGGACCAAACCCGAGGCGCUUUUUUUUUUUCUCCUCUCAACCCGCGGAGCAGCACGUGAAGCGCUGGAGAGUGUGUGUGCGCGCGCGGGCGCGUGUGUGUGCGCGCGCUGCUUCCGAGUGCAGAGUGUGUGAUGAGCUGUGAAUAACGGAUCCACGGCGGGGUUUGGAGUGAGAAACUUUUUCCCGGCGACAGGGAUGCUCAGUGCCCUAGCUCCACUUUGGUCUUCUGAAGGAACUUGAUAUUAGUUGUUUUUGUUUGUUUUUUUCUUCAGCCGGACCGGACUCUUUUCUCCCCCCUUUCUUUCUUUCUUUCUUUCUUUAUCUCCGUCUCUCUUUUUCGCAGGUAGUCUUAUGUCAUAUUGCGUGUGAGAGCGCGCGCGCGCGAGUGUGUGUGUGAGAUAAAGAGUGUGUGUGCGUGUGUGUGUGUGUGUGUCUUAGCUUAUACUGAAGGUAUACCCGUUUUGCUGAACAUGUCGGAUGGCGAUCUGCGCUGCGUUACGCCAGCACGCUCCCACCAGAUACCGUUGAUGUAUUCUAAUCCGCGUUGUGUGCGCUAAAUGAUUGUUUUGUUGAUGAAUAACGGUUCUUCAUCCUCCGCUAUAGGCUGUCCUUAUAUCCGCUCACCGUCUUGCACUGCCUUAUACACUAGAAUCUCAUUAGAAGCUCAUCUUUCCAUACGGUACGGGAGUGUUCUUCUUCUUAGCCUAUGAUUAACCCCCGUGCGUGCGCUUUUUAAAUACGUUUUAUUAUUAAUAUUCAUUAAAAAAAAAAAAAAAAAAAAAAAAUGACAUUAGUCGCUGAUGAUAAACUCUUCCCCGUCUGAUGAGCGACACGCUGAAGUAUGGACUUCUAAACUUCCCAGUCUCCUCUAGGAACAAUCUGUAAGGCAAUAUUAAAAGCUUCAACACGGACAUUGAGGACAGUGGACGGAAAAGACAGGGGGAAAAACGAAAAACACCCCCCCACUUCAGACACGUUUGGCACUUCUGACUGAGAGGAGAGAACGCACAGCCGCCCAGAUGCAGUUUCGACUCUUCUCCUUUGCUUUGAUCGUGUUGAACUGCAUGGACUACAGCUACUGUCAGACGCAGGCGCAUCGCUGGAGAAGGAACAAAAGAGCUAGCUAUGUUUACCCAAUCUGCAAAGGCUGCUCAGUUUGUUCGAAGGACAAUGGGUGUAUGACGUGCCAGCCCAAGCUCUUCCUUUUCCUGAGGAGGGAGAGGAUGAGGCAGUACGGCGAGUGUCUCCACGUCUGCCCCUCUGGCUACUACGGCACCCGUGGGCCGGAGAUCAACAUGUGCUCAAGAUGUAGGAUAGAGAACUGUGAGACCUGUUUCAGCAAAGAGCAUUGUACGAAGUGCAAGCCUGGUUUUUACUUGCACAAAACCCGCUGCUAUGAGAAGUGUCCAGAGGGCUUUGCUCCACUGGAUGACAGCAUGGAGUGUGGAGAGGGCUGUGAGGUGGGCCAGUGGAGCGAGUGGGGGACGUGCACCAGGAGAAACAAAACAUGUGGCUUCAAGUGGGGAUUGGAGACUCGCACAAGACAUAUUGUGAAGAAACCGCCAAGGGACACGAUACCUUGCCCGACGAUUGCUGAGUCCAGGAGGUGCAAAAUGCCUAUGCGACACUGCAGGAAAGGGGGAUCGGGGAAGCACAAGCCCAAAGAUCAGAAGAAGAAGUCCAACAAGCAGAGGCUGCGCUUCCGAGCUCAGAACCACCACAGUGACCACCUGGCCUCGUUGAGGGCCAGCCAGUAAAGACUGAGAUUUCCACAUGGAACGAAGAUCAGAAAGCUGCUACCCGCUGCUCAACACACACUCAUACAUGCACACACACACACACACACGCACACACACACACACACACACAGCACACACACACAUACACACACACACACACACACACACACACACACACACAAACACAAUUGCAGUUCCUCACAGUCUCUUAAGCUGUACACACACAUUCACACAUGCGCUGUGUAUUUGUACCUCCUGCUGCUUCCGUCGUGCCGGUGCCCCAAUGCGUGACCCUUCUCGACAUCAUCAAGCCGUACAGCAGCUGUCGGUACCCAGUCUGAGCUGGAAGAUGAGGAAAACAGAGCUGAAUGAGGACUGAAGGAGUCAUGGACUAUAAGAUUGGAGGAUGAGCAACGAGCAAGCGAGAGAGAGAGAGAGCGGGAGGAGAAUAGAUAGAAGGAGGGUGGAUGGAGAGAAUAAUGUCUUGAGAAGAAAGACUUGUCUAUAUUUAUGUAAAAUGAUGUGCGCAUUGAUGGAGGCAGAGUGCGCCAUGUAAUGCCUUUUUUCGGUUGGCUCUGUACAUUUUUCGAGAGUAAUCCAGUAUAAUGUGUAGUUGCAAAGUAUUUUAUUCUCGGCACAAGAUGUUUACGUCCAGACUGCUUUAUGCUCUAACUGUAUAUUGUGGAUAAUAAAAAAAAUUUAGUUGUUCACCUAGCAUGGCCACAAGCUCAUGUGUACAUAUUUGGUGAGUUUAUCUAAUGAUAUUAUUAAAAUAAAACAUUACUGUAUUUUCAGUAUUGAACUCCUUCACCAUUAAUUGUGUUAGUAAAAGGUUAUAAUACCAGCUACAGAUUUAAGAUUAAAAAAAAAAAAAGUAAAUAAAACAUAGCCUUCACAUAGCUAUUACAUUUAUAUGGUAUAUAUUUGAUUUAUUUAUUGAUUUUGAUUUUGUAUUUCUUGUGUUUGUUGACAGUUUUGUCUCUGUAUCUGUUACUACUCUGUGCUGAAAUAUUCUUUGAACACUUAUAACAAUACAGAUAUCUCCACCAGUGGAACCAGUUUCUGUCAGAUGUGUCUAAUAACUGUUCUUUAGAAGAACUUUCCAUGCUUUAAGCUUUAAACUGACCCAUAAUAGAGCAGCUGAAAUAUUACAGGCAAUGGAAUGUAUAUAUGAUGUUCUAUUAAAAAUGUAAUUCAUGCCA